CUCUGGUCAUCUCCUGUACUAUGUCCGCAGUCUCUGAUCAUCUCCUGUACUAUGUCCGCAGUCUCUGGUCAUCUCCUGUACUAUGUCCGCAGUCUCUGGUCAUCUCCUGUACUAUGUCCGCAGUCUCUGGUCCAUCUCCUGUACUGUGUCCGCAGUCUCUGGUCAUCUCCUGUACUGUGUCCGCAGUCUCUGGUCAUCUCCUGUACUGUGUCCGCAGUCUCUGGUCAUCUCCUGUACUGUGUCCGCAGUCUCUGGUCAUCUCCUGUACUGUGUCCGCAGUCUCUGGUCAUCUCCUGUACUGUGUCCGCAGUCUCUGGUCAUCUCCUGUAGUAUGUCUGCAGUCCAUUGGUUCAUAAUAUUUUUUUUGUCGUUUUCCUCUUUUAA
Messenger RNA from Staurois parvus, 384 nucleotides. The record is from the annotation of a GenBank genome assembly. NCBI's taxonomy places the organism in Eukaryota, Metazoa, Chordata, Amphibia, Anura, Ranidae.